GUUGAAAUCACGUAAGUCGGUAAGCUUACAAGUAUAUAAAGUAUGCUUAUCAAUACAACAUGAAACAGCAAUUAUGAAACGAAUGCUCUUACUUCUCUUGGUGUUGACCAUAGCUGUAGUUAACGGACAAAAAUAUCGUCAUCGUCUUCCACCAAAUAUUAUCUGUACUUUACCACAAAAACCCGGUUUGUGCAAAGCCUAUAUGCCCCGGUAUUACUAUGACGUCAAAACAGGCACCUGUCAGCAGUUUAUUUACGGAGGCUGUGGUGGAAAUUUAAACAAUUUCCAAAAUGAAGAACUUUGUAAUCGAAUUUGCAAUAGAAGAUUUUGUACAAAAAUAGGAUGUCUUGAUAGAGCUUGCACCAUCCAAAAAUGUCCAGCCUUUCCCCGGGCCAGCUGCAUACCUGUGUGUCCUUGUGAGUCACUUUGGAUCUAUAACGGAAAGGAUGUUACGGCCAAGUGUUACAGCAAAGGAUAGUCAACUCAUUGGAGAAAAUGGCGCAAAAUUCAAAUAUGCUGAUUCCAAAAAAAGAUGUAAAGCUGCUCCUGUGUUGUGAAAAUAUAUGCUUAUUUAAACAACUAAAGAAAUGCAAUAAAUUAAAUAAAUAAA
Molecule: messenger RNA, 610 nt
Organism: Saccostrea cuccullata (small rock oyster)
Lineage: Eukaryota; Metazoa; Mollusca; Bivalvia; Ostreida; Ostreidae
Product: kunitz-type serine protease inhibitor Bt-KTI-like
Exons: 5
Coding region: 74-478 (134 amino acids)
Molecular function (GO): serine-type endopeptidase inhibitor activity
Source: RefSeq, a predicted model, not a curated record